UAAAAACAUAAACCCUAAAUCUUUGAUUCCGGCGUCUAGCCAUCGUCCUUCUCCUCUCAAUCGCGCGACUCUACUCUACUCUACUCUACUCAAAACCAAUCAAAAACCCAACUUUGAAUCACAACCAGUAGAAUCACGAGUCAUGCAAUUCCUCCAGAACUCUCGUAGAAUCGCUACGGUCUUAAAACCCAUUGUUACCACCGAGACUAAUCUGAGAUUCUUCUCCUCUGCUUCUCAAAUCUCAAGAUCCUUCCAAUGGCGGAGUCAAGCAUCUUCGUCUUCCUCUGUAUUAAAAGGGAUUGAUAGUAGUAGUCACUUGUCCUCUAUGAGCUUGUUGAUCCCCAGAUCGAGCUUUACGUCUGAAGCGGAAAAGCUUGCGGGAAAUCCUACAGUGACUGUGAAGGAUUUGCAUGAUAAAAUGCUUAAUUCUGUAAAUGUCAAGAGAUCAAUGCCUCCAAAUGCGUGGUUGUGGCUGUUGAUUGAGAACUGUCAGAAUCAGGAUGAUAUUCAUCUUCUCUUUGACGUUCUUCAGAAUCUACGGAGAUUUAGAUUAUCUAAUCUUCGUAUUCAUGACAACUUCAAUUGCAAUCUAUGCCAACAAGUUGCUAAGACUUGUGUACGUGUUGGGGCUAUUGACUCUGGAAAGAAGGCUUUGUGGAAACAUAAUGUUCACGGUUUGACUCCCAGUGUUGCAUCUGCACACCAUCUUAUGUCAUAUGCACUAGAGCACAAGAAUUCUGAACUCAUGGAAGAAGUAAUGCAACUCCUGAAAACGAAUGAUCUGCCUCUACAACCCGGUACAGCAGAUUUAGUUUUUAGGAUCUGUCAUGAUACAGAUAAGUGGGAUCUACUAGCCAAGUACUCGAAAAAAUUCUCCAAAGCUGGAGUUAAGUUGAGGAAGACCACAUUCGAUGUGUGGAUGGAAUUUGCUGCCAAGAGAGGUGAUACAGAGUCGCUAUGGAAAGUAGAUAAACAGAGAUCAGAGACAUACAGUCAACACACUCUUUCUACUGCCUUUUCUUGUGCAAAGGGUUUCCUACUAGAAAGUAAACCUGAAGAAGCUGCUGCCGUCAUCCAGAUUAUCUGCCAAGCAUAUCCUGAUGAGAAAAAGUCUGCAAUUUCGACUGAAUUUGAGAAACUUGUAAACGAGUGGCCUGUGGACGUUAUCAAGCACCAAACCGACGAAGAUAAGAAGGCUCUUGCUGCUUCAUUGAAAUCUGUGAUUCCUUCAAUGGUUAAUACAUUGCUAAGCUCGGGUUUAAAAGUGAGCGUGGAUCUGGAUGAGUUAAACAAGAACGAAGCUCUUCUCAGCUGAAUGGUUGAAUCAAGAUUUGCAGAAUCUCUUGGCGGCUCCACAUGAACACAUUCUUGUCCAGUUUCUUGCAUCCUACGGUAACUCAUUUUCUCAUUUUGACCUAUAUGAACAAAACGCCAAGAGUUGUCCUGUUUUGUAAGCCUCAAAUAAAUUUUACUCUGUUGGACUUUUGUUCUUGAUUUGAGUAGUAAAAUCCAUUUUGUAUAAAACAAGAACAAUUGAGUAUCUUAUGAUAAUGAGACAAAAAGGUUCAUUGAUUACAACUACUUAUCUACUU
Arabidopsis thaliana (thale cress) is the source of this 1592-nucleotide messenger RNA. Its product is annotated as adenylyl cyclase. The transcript is spliced from 11 exons. Lineage: Eukaryota; Viridiplantae; Streptophyta; Magnoliopsida; Brassicales; Brassicaceae. The coding region runs from base 143 to 1315 and encodes 390 amino acids. The record is from RefSeq and is marked reviewed.